Necator americanus (New World hookworm) is the source of this 678-nucleotide messenger RNA. RefSeq lists its product as uncharacterized. Lineage: Eukaryota; Metazoa; Nematoda; Chromadorea; Rhabditida; Ancylostomatidae. The transcript is spliced from 6 exons. The record is from RefSeq and is a predicted model, not a curated record. Bases 1 to 678 code for a protein of 225 amino acids.
AUGGCUUCUACGUCAAACUCACCCCCGAGUUCAGGUGAACUCGAUCUGGAAGCUUUGUCAGCGUAUGAAGAUGCGCUCGAUGAAAGUGAAUCGGAGCUGAAACGUCUGUGUGAGGUCGCUUCUGAACACCUCACAAGGGAACGGCCGCGACCACAGGCCAUAGUACUUCCACCGUUGCUGCAUUCUCCUACAUCUACAACAAAGCACAAGCGAUCGAGUAGCAGCGAACAUUCAAGCAUAGAAAAAGUAGGAGAAGGUCAAGCGAGUAUUCGAAGUCGUCGACAGACAUCAAGCAGGCCUGAGCGUGUAAGAAGAAAUGGACAAAAGAGUGGCAGCGAUCUCUCAGAGUCGCCAGAAGACUGGAAGAUGAUGAACUACACUUUUCAAGAAGUCACUCAUUAUCCGGUUCUAAUUCAAAUCAAUCAACAAAUGCAGAUGUUGAGUCGUCAACUGUACGAAAUUGAAUCCACUAAUUCAUUACAACUGAAGAUUAUAGCACAGCUAUUGAAUAAACUGAUUAAGGCUCGACAGAGACCGUUCUACUCGUUAACUCGGAUCUUGCGAUUCCUCCCGGUGUUAUUCUUUAUUCUCGUCUGGCCAUUCGUCGCGCGUGCCUUGUACAGAUUUAUUAUUAGGAAACGACGCGGUAUGGCAAUGACCCUCCUGCGGUACCUUUAA